Amaranthus tricolor (Joseph's coat) is the source of this 1855-nucleotide messenger RNA. RefSeq names its product probable carbohydrate esterase At4g34215. The record is from RefSeq and is a predicted model, not a curated record. Lineage: Eukaryota; Viridiplantae; Streptophyta; Magnoliopsida; Caryophyllales; Amaranthaceae. The coding region runs from base 149 to 913 and encodes 254 amino acids. The transcript is spliced from 2 exons.
AUUUCACUCUUAUAUUACUCGGGAGUUGGGUGUAAUAUAGAAGUGACAGCGAGACUCAACAAAACUUCGAUUGAAAGCCAAAACCCAGAGGUGAAGAACAAAGAUCUUUCCAAUUUCCAAUCCCAUCUCCCAAAAUCACGCAAAAAUCAUGUCAUCGUCAUCAACAGAAUCAUUCAAACAGAUCUUCAUCUUGUCAGGCCAAAGCAACAUGGCAGGAAGAGGAGGAGUCAUCAAAUACACCGAUCACCAUCAUCACCAACACAAAAAAUGGAACGGCGUCGUUCCACCACAAUGUCAACCUCACCCUUCAAUCCUCCGUCUCAACGCGCAUCUCCACUGGGAGGAAGCGCGUGAACCUCUUCACGCCGACAUCGACCAUCGGAAGGUGUGCGGAGUGGGGCCCGGUAUGGCAUUCGCUAACGGGAUUAGAGAGCGCGUGAGUGGGACCUUAGGGCUUGUUCCAUGUGCUGUUGGGGGAACAGCGAUAAGAGAGUGGGCGCGUGGGUGUGAGUUGUAUGAGAAUAUGGUGAAGAGAUGUAAAGCGGCGGCGGUGGAGAGCGGUGGAGGUGAGAUCAAAGCGUUGUUGUGGUAUCAAGGAGAGAGUGAUGCGACGGCUCAUGAUGCGGAUGCGUAUAAAGGGAGGAUGGAGAAGUUUGUUUGUGAUGUUCGGGAAGAUCUUCAAUCGCCUUUGCUUCCAAUUAUUCAGGUUGCUCUGGCAUCAGGAGAUGAGAAAUACAUAGAAAAGGUGAGAGAAGCACAGCUCGGGAUCAAACUCCCGAAUGUGGUGUGUGUGGAUGCAAAAGGGUUGAAGCUCAACGACGACAAUCUUCAUCUAUCUACUGAGGCUCAGGUACAACUAGGUCAGAUGUUGGCUGAUGCCUACCUUUCUCAUUUUGAUUCUUGCUCUACUUAGGCUACGUAUGCAACCUCUUCACUUCAUAUUAUUUGGAUAACUUAUGGGUAGGUAUUUUCAUGUAUUCAAUAAACCAAAUUUCGACGGUUGUUGUCCGUCUUUGUAAAGCAACCAUUCAAAUAAUAGCACUUCUUUAGGGAUCCGGAUUCCGGAUCAUACGUCUUAUUUGAGUUCCCUUCCGGAGUUUCAAGGUGCUGGAGUGGAAUCAUGUAACUGACCAGCUGUUUGAUGAAUCAUGAAGAAAUUGUACUUAGGAAAAUUCCUUUUUUUUCUUUUGAAAAGAAGAUUGCAAGCGUAGUUACCCAAUACACAAAAGACGGUCUCACAGUGAGAUUUUCCUCAUAUAUGGGUUAAAUAGACCAACUAAGGCAUUUAUUAGCAUAUGAGCUUCUUGUUUUGAGGUCGUCUCACCGAAAGACGGUCUCUUACAAAACUAGUUCUACCCAAUAUAGUUAUAAGUAAUUUCCGAGACCGGAAAGACCUUUCUUUUGUACACUUUUAGAAAAACCUAAUUGUUAUUUAUCGGGUUGAUUAUCUUGCUUGGGACAAUUUAUCAUUUCGGACAGACCGACAGAGCAACAACCCAUCACCAGCGCUGCAUACUUGCAUAUAGUUAUCACAAUUGAAAUUGAAACUAUAUUCUUACACUAUGGACUAUGCUACUUGCUUAUUCUCGUAUCAUGUAUUCAUGUGACAUAGUUCUACUUCUAAUUCAAAGUAUAGAUCCCGUCCACAAUGUGGUAAUGCUUUUCUGGAAAUGGGAACAAGGUUCUCUGCUUUAUUGUAUAUAAUAUGAUAUCACAGCAAUUCUUUUAAUAAGAACAAGUGUUUUUUCAAUUACUCUUGUGAGAAAUCGUUUCUUAGUGAUGUAAACUCAAAAUAAGAAAGCUUAUAUUCUCAUAGUAUGUAUAAGCUGUGCUAUCUAGCCCAUGUGUGGAUGCG